CGUGGCACAUGAGGGGGUGGUGGGCGGGGUGAGUGAGCAGCGGCACACGCCCGCAACACGCGCCCCGAGGCCUGGCAGCCAGUGAGCAGCCCGAGGCAUGGCGAGGACGGCGGAGGGCAGCUGCUGAUUGGCCGGGAGCGGUGAGGGGAGGAGCAAUCACGUCAGCCUGCACCGCCAAGGAGUGCCCGCUGUACCCUCACUCGUCUGUUAAUUAACAUCAAUUAUGAAACACAAAACACCUGUUCAAUGCACACAGCUGCCCGGCUGGCCACGGCUGCAAGUUAUGAAUGCACGCUACCCUCAAGAAGGCGAGCGCCACCUAAGACGCAAGGAUGAGUAUGUCCGAAGACAGUGAAACAGCGGCAACCGGUGGCAGUGCCAGGGUGCCACAUCGUCUGGCGACACAGCGUGUCUCGGCAGCGGGGCACUGCGGCCACCAGUGGUUGUCGGUGUCAGUUCCUGCGUCCGUUCGUUCCUCCGCCAGAGCGUCAGGUAGAUCACUGCGUCACGUGUCCUCAGGUCCUGGCAGGCGUGGUGUGUUACCCUUGGUGAACGAGAAGGGUGGCCCCGCGGUGUGUAUGUAAGCGUGGUGCCGCGGCUGUGGCGGGACCGAGGGCUCCGGGCGGCGGCACAGCGGGCAGGGGAUGGUAAGCGCGUGGCGGCGCUCAUGAUGGUGCAGCGCGGCCUCGACGUGAUGCAGGGACAGAUGGUGGCCGUCAAGUGCGAGUACUCCCCGCCGCCCUACACCCUGCCGCUGCAGGAGUUCACAGACAUCCACGAGCCCGCACGGCGUGGUGCCUCGGGCUUUUCCUGCCUUAUGGAUGACCUAAGUCCGCGGAGCUCCUGCGGCCAGGAAUCCCAAGCAACCUCGGGCGAGGACGAGCCGCGCGGUCGCAAGCGACGGCUCGAGGAGGACUCGGAAGAAUGUCGGCUUGCCAAGGCGAGGAAAAAGUCGCCACAGAGCUCUGAGGAGCUGCAACAGGCGCGGGUGUUGGCCAACGUGCGGGAGCGGCAGCGGACGCAGAGCCUAAACGAGGCGUUCACGUCGCUGCGCAAGAUCAUCCCGACGCUGCCCUCAGACAAGCUCUCCAAGAUCCAGACGCUGAAGCUGGCCAUCCGAUACAUUGACUUCCUGUACCAGGUGCUGGACACCGAUGCCCACGACCAGCGCCUCUCCUCCUCUUGCACCUUCGUGGCGCACGAACGGCUGAGCUACGCCUUCAACGUGUGGCGCAUGGAGGGAGCCUGGGGCGGCCACCUAUAAUACAGAUGGAGGCUGGAGGAGGGACCAGGAGAAGAAGAGGCGGUGGGGGAGGAACGGGAAAUGGCAAGGAAACCACAGGAGGAAGACGAGGAGGAAUUGGGGUAUUGGAGGAGGAGGAGGAGGAAAAAGAGGAGGAGGACGAAGACGACAAAGAGCGAUACAUGUGAGAUACAGUGCCCAGUGAGACUACAAACAGUUACCUGAAUACCUUAUAGUCCCAUACGCUAUAGUGCCACGCCAUACUGUGCAAUGACUCAGUGCCUCGUGGUCUUCCCCGAGUGGAGGUCACGUGCCCCCCUCCGCUCCCCUGCCUCCCCCGUAACCAAAAGUGUGUCAAACCCCGGGGGAAGGAAAUUACCGCGUGGGGAUGACGUCACCUCGGGGCAGUGCCAGAACAGUGCCUCCGUCUCGGCUGUUAUAUAUGUAGUGUUAGUGACCUUGUGAGGCUAAGGCAGUGAUGUGACGAGUGCCAGUGUGUGUGUGUGUGUGUGUGUGUGUGUGUGUGUGUGUGUGUGUGUUGGAAAGUGGCACUGCUGUAAAAAGAGAGCAUUUGAGUGCCUUGAGUGUUCUUGGGGUGUAUAGAGUGCCACUGCCGUCCACCUCAGCACUCACCCACCUAACCUAACCUAACCUAACCUGACCUAACCUAAGCCAGUGCCACUCCUCGUAUUCCCACCCAAGUACAAGACAAGCCACUCACGCACAGCCAACCAACACAGCCAUUCAGCAAACCUCCUACAACACAGCCAUUCACUCAGCCACUCAGCCAAGCAGCCAACUCGUCCGAAUGUCAGAAAACCACGUAGGUCACUCCCCUCACUCCCAACUCUUCUGCGGAGCGACAUCACAGCCAGCCACCCAGUCAAGCAGCCACCUGUCCCUCCCUUCGCACCUGCCAGCCGUCCGUCCUCAAGUGUUUAAUUAGGGGUGUCUUGGCGGUGUCGGACUCCGUGGUGCACAUAAGCUGGCGACGUGAAGGGAAGGCGGCAGGUGCUGAGAAAGAGUGAAGGGCGUGGGUGUGAGUGUGGGUGUGGGUGUGUUGAUCUGUGGUUUGUGGAGGUUGUUGGGUUAGCUUGGUGCGGUUGUAAUAGGAUCGGUUGUAUUUUUUUUCAUUCUCUCUUUUCCUCCUCUCUCUCCUCUGUCUCUAAAUUUUGUACUUAAUAAUCCUGUGGGCGUAGAAUGUACUUAAAUAAUUUCGUUGUAAAGUUAUAUGACAAGACUCGGCUCCAGGGAUUUACUUGUAUGUACUUAUAGGAUGUACUUAAAAGAUAUGAAAUGGUGUACUUAAAGAAUAGCUGAUGGUGACGGGCGUAACGACACACACACACACACACACACACACACACACACACACACACCAACGUCACUAUAAUAGGCUAUCGUAAGGUUGUUAUAGGUUGUCGUUAGUAAUGUUAUGGAUCGAACACAAAGAAAACGGAGGUAACAUCACGUGAGGGUUGAGCACAAGAAAGAUUAAGUUGUUUUAUAUGAAUGUUUUUAGCAAAUUUCUUAAGACAGUUUCAUACAUUUUCACAUUAUUAUUAUUAUUCAGAUGUAUGAGUUUUGUGUUAUAUUAAUUUUCAAAGGCAUUUAUAUAUAUUCUUUAUGAUGUAUUUGACGAAAGAUUUAUUAUUAUUUUUCUUAGUGAUUCGAGUUUAGUUAGUCGUGUGAUUUCUUUCUUUUUUUGGUAACCUUUAUUUGAUUCGAUGGUUGGUCACGUGAUAUCACCUUCUCCCUGUCUCCUACUCUUCGUUUUCUUUAGUCUUUUUCAUUUUCAAUCUUUUCCUUCUUUUGCGUCCCCUCCCCCCCUCCCAGUCCUCAUGUCAUCUUCCCUUCUCCCCUCUUCGUCGCUAAUCAGAUUGUUAUAUAUUCCUUUUUUUUUUCUUUUUUUUCUGUUUCUAGUUCUUUUCUUUCUUUCAACUCUAUGCAUAUAUAUCACUUUAUUUUUUUAAUUUCCCCUUCUAGUUUUUUUUUCUUUCCUUUUUUUCUAUGCAUAUAUAAUUUAUUUUUCUCCUGUUUUUUUCAUUCCUCCUCCUCUAUUCAUAUAUAUCACUUUUUUUCUUUCAUUUUCUCCUGGUCCUAGUUUUUAUUUCCUUCCUCCUCCUCCUCAAUGCACGUUUUCCUUUCCUUUCAUAUUUUCUUCCUCCACUUUAUCUUGGCUUACGUUUAUGCCCUCCUUUGCCCCCCUUCCUCUCUCUCCCUUCCUCCUCUCGGAUUUUUAUAUAUCGCUCUUAAUUUCCUCUUACUUCUCUCCUUUCCAUCUGCCCCUUCAUUCACUUUCUCCUUUCCUUUCAUCCCUUCUUCCUCCACUUUAUCUUGCCCUACGUUUAUGCCCUUCUUCCCCCUUCCUGUCUCUCCCUUCCUCCUCUCAGACUCUAAAAAUCACCUUCUUUUAUUUCUUCUUGGUCCUCUUUCUUUUAUCAUUUCAUCCUUUUAUCCUUUCAUCCUUUCUUCCUUCACUGUAUGUUACCCUUAGUUUACUCCUCCCUCUCUCCCUCUCUCCCUCUCUCUCUCUCUCUCUCUCUCUCUCUCUCUCUCCUCUCGGCCUUCAGUUAUCCAGGAAGUCAAUAGCCAGGUGUAAAUACUAAUGAGGUGAGACAAUUGGUACAGGUAGAAUAUAACUUCCUGGAAUAAUGAUGCUGACGAUGAUGAUGAUGAUGAUGAUGAUGAUGAUGAUGAUGCAAAACUCAGGUACUGCCGAGAAUUAUUAGAACAUUUUCACUCUUUCUCUCUCUCUCUCUCUCUCUCUCUCUCUCUCUCUCUCUCUCUCUCUCUCUCUCUCUCUCUCUCUCUCUCUCUCUCUCUCUCUCUCUCUCUCUCUCUCUC
Eriocheir sinensis (Chinese mitten crab) is the source of this 4090-nucleotide messenger RNA. RefSeq names its product twist-related protein 2-like. The transcript is spliced from 3 exons. The record is from RefSeq and is a predicted model, not a curated record. Gene Ontology annotation, molecular function: DNA-binding transcription factor activity, RNA polymerase II-specific; RNA polymerase II transcription regulatory region sequence-specific DNA binding; protein dimerization activity. Gene Ontology annotation, biological process: regulation of transcription by RNA polymerase II; developmental process. The coding region runs from base 668 to 1264 and encodes 198 amino acids. NCBI's taxonomy places the organism in Eukaryota, Metazoa, Arthropoda, Malacostraca, Decapoda, Varunidae.